Messenger RNA from Pleurotus ostreatus (oyster mushroom), 1347 nucleotides. RefSeq lists its product as uncharacterized. The transcript has 8 exons. The coding region runs from base 1 to 1347 and encodes 448 amino acids. Lineage: Eukaryota; Fungi; Basidiomycota; Agaricomycetes; Agaricales; Pleurotaceae. The record is from RefSeq and is a predicted model, not a curated record.
AUGGCGCCAGAUACAGUCUCUCGUACCAAGCGAGUUAGUGCCCCCUCGGCGAGGGUUAUUGAUCCAGACAACAUCGGCGAGAAGCAAUUAUCCUCUCAUAGAGCUGCGCAAGCUGAAGCUAUUCUUCGUGCCGAAGCUGAAGCUGCUCUCCGUGCCCAAGAAGCUAAUCAAGAAUGGGCUUCCCACACCGGUUCAUCUCCAGCCGCAACCGAUCCUUCCCAUGAAGAAGCUAGGAUGGAGAUAGAGAGAGUCGCCAAUAGCAACCGCCCGCUUUCACCAGUCCCUGCAUCUCGUCGCAAGCGCAAACCAAUUGUAGAGGACUCCGACUCUGACUCGCAGGAUGGCACUCAGCCAUCAUCAUCUCAAAAGCGAGCAAGGACAGCUGAAAGUCAAGAUACCACGCUGCCUGCAACGAAUCAACUCGACGAAGAUGGUUUUCUGAAAGACAUUAACAUACAGGCCAUCGACAACGAUACCAUGUCAAAUAAACGCCGGGAAGAUACAAGCCGUGAUCUAAAUGAAUUCUUUGCAGAGGCGUUUGAAGUGAGUGCCCCAGAAGGCAAGAGAAAACGGCGAAGAUGUUUGAAGUGCCCACGAAGGCAGGGUGAAGAGCGACCGAGCUUUGUGGCAGAUGUCAGUACGUUACGACGACACAUUGAGUCAGCGCAUCGAGAACCCUACAUGGCUUGGUGUAAAGCCAACAAGUUCGAGCCGAAGCUUCCGAAAUACCGUGCCCAACUUAGAGAAAAACAGACCACCAGUCAACAGAAAACGUUGGACCCGCACCUCAAAGAAAUUCCAACACGUCUACCCCCGUACACCGACCAGGUAUAUCACGAAGCAGCCAUCCAUUGGCUUGUGGAGAACGACUUGCCUAUCCAAGCUCUCGAACACCCUUCCUUCCGCAACAUGAUCAACACGGCUGCACGGGCAACAAACGGUGUGAAACAUCUGACGCGCAAGAUGACACGGAACCAGAUAAUGGUCACGUUCAAGCGAGCACUCACGAAAAUACGCGAACGAGUCAAUGCGUCAAACAUUGACGCCUACUUUGCGGUAACGGCCCAUUGGAUUGAAGAAGAGCGACCAGGUGUGUGGAAGAUGGGAAUGGCCCUGAUUGGUUUCACCCAGCUCAACAACUCGCACAACGGCCAACGUCUCGGCCACGCACUAUACAAGAUUAUUGAACGGGUGCAUAUUCAGCACAAGGUCGGACAUAUGACCUGCGAUAAUGCUUCAAACAACGACACUAUGCUUGAGCACUUCGAGGAGCGCAUGCACCGGGAUGGACAUAGAUUUGAUCGGAAACAACAGCACAUACGGUACAUGUCGGCUAUCUUUCUGUAG